Molecule: messenger RNA, 1434 nt
Organism: Notothenia coriiceps (black rockcod)
Lineage: Eukaryota; Metazoa; Chordata; Actinopteri; Perciformes; Nototheniidae
Product: cofilin-2-like
Exons: 4
Coding region: 90-572 (160 amino acids)
Biological process (GO): actin filament depolymerization
Cellular component (GO): actin cytoskeleton
Molecular function (GO): actin binding
Source: RefSeq, a predicted model, not a curated record
CUCCUUUAUGAGUCAUCCUGCUCUUAUUACUUAUUACCCUGCAACAUUUUGAUUAUUGCAGCUUAUUUCCAUUACACAACAGAGGCAACAUGGCGUCUGGAGUACAAGUUGCUGACGAGGUGAAGCAGAUCUUCAAUGUCAUGAAAGUAGUCAAAAACGACGAUGAUGAGAAGGAACGUAUAAGAAUCGUGCAACUUUGGAUUGAUGGCGAAAUUAAAGUGGAGAACAUUUACAGAGAGAAAGAUCUGGAAGGCGUGGACAAUGUCUUCAAGUUCAUCAAGGAUCUGAUGCGGCCGGACCAGUCCCGCUACUUCCUGUAUGACUGCCACUUUGACACCAAGGAGUCAGGUCGAAAAGAGGAACUGAUCUUUAUGAUGUGGGCUCCUGAUAAUGGACCUAUGAAAAGUAGAAUGCAGUAUGCUAGCUCAAAAAGUGCUAUGUGCAGGGUUGUGCAGGGUGUCAAGCAUAUCUUCGAGAUGCAUGACGUUGAAGAUAUGGAGCCGGGUAGUUUCGCAGAACGCCUUAAACAUAAUGUUCUCAAAAUGGAGGGGCACCCUUUGAGGGGUAAUUAAACAAAACUGCUCCUCCCACUUUUCAUAACAGGCACAUUUGAUGGAAUGUUAGGGGAUAAUAGCAACAAUUCCGAAAUCAAGUCAUUGUACCCUUCCAAAUGUUCCAAGCCCACUGUUUUGGCUUUAAAAAAUAGUUUUAUCCGGGUGUAACUUUAUUCAUUCGUUAACAUUCUUAAUGAGACUUUGGUGUUUUUUUCUUGUAAUUGUUUCCACAUUUCUUGUUAUUCUACAGCCAUAAAAGGAUGUAAAUAACAGGCAGUGCAGGCUUAGGGCCCAUGAGGUGGGCGGGGGCCCUUCAACAAUUUGUAGGGUUCAUUUUAAUGAAAUCAUACAUGGUUUCAUUUGCAUUAAAUAUCCUCCAAAAAGGCAAACCCAUCUAUGUUAUGGUACACUUUAUCUUUUUUGAAAAAUAGUCACUAUAAAUCUAAAACAAAAUUAGAUGCUUGUCCAAUUAGACGUAUAUAUGAUAGCUUUAGGCAAACAAAUAUGUCAGUAUUGACAAACUGAAUACAUCUGCAUGUUUAGCGAGCUUUCAAGCCUUUCAAACAUAUACACUUCAGUAAGAAAAGGAGAUGGUUGCAAAAAUAUUGUAAUGCUGGGUAUUAGUUCUUGCUUAUGAGUAAUGUGUAGCUGUGGUUUUAUUGAGGGAGGUGUCCACCACAGUUGAUUUUUGGCUGAGCAGUAUCUACAUGCUUGGCCAAAGGGGUUAUAUGUGCAAAUUGCUACAUUGUGUUUGUGAAGUUCAAAGAAGCGGCAGGUUAGCCAUCCUGAUUGAGUUGACUUAUUGGGGACACCUCAACCUCAGGUUAACUGUUGCUGGUGAGGUAAUAAAUCUGGGCUCUGUUGAGCUAGCAAAUGCAAA